AUGCCCCGUCGGGAUAUUUUUGGGCCGGAGCAUUUAUGCCUCCAUCACCACCCCAAUGGCCAUGGCCAUGGCCAUGGCGAUCAUCAUCAUCAUCAUCUCCACCUCCACCUCACCCACGCCACCGGCGCAAUCCCCUUUCUCAACCCAACUCAUGCCGCGUACCGAACCACCACCUCUUCCUCAUCUUCAUCCUUGUCCUCAACCAGCGCAACCCACCCCCAAAUCUACCGCCUCUGGCGCUCCCGCGACACGCGCAAAGGUCGCCACGCCCUCCGCAUCACCGCCAGUAGCGCACCACCCAUCAGCCCCCGAGACCAAGAGCAAGAGCAAGAACAAGCCGAACCAAAGCCGCCGCGCCUAAUAACAACAGCGCAUCCCCAAGCCAUCCUCCGCACCCUCAAAAGCAUGCUCACCACCUUCCCCUACUGGGACCUCUCGUACCUCGUCGCCGUCACCUUCACCCUCGGCUCCGCCAUCUGGAUCGUCAACGCGUUCUUCGUGUGGCUGCCGCUGCAGCUGCCCGGUACAGUGUUCCCGGGGGAGGAGGCCGCGGGCGGCGGGUGGACGGCGUUCGUGGGGGCGGCGGUGUUCGAGGUGGGGAGUUGGGGGUUGGUGGUGGAGGCUUUGGUUUCGGGUCGUCCUGGGGAUCACGGGGAUCACGGGGAUCAUGGGGAGGACCAGGACCAUGACCAUGGGGAUUUGGGAAUGGGGAUGGGGUGGUGUUGGGGGUGGGAUGUUUCCUCUUUGGACCCUGCGGAUCCUUCGGAUUCUUCGGGGCUGGGGGUGUCUUUAGGGUUCGAGGAGAAGGGGAUGGGCAAGGAGCAGAGUGACGGGGGUACCGGGACUACUGGGGGUACUGCUCAGCAAGGACAGCCCCCACGAGGAUCAGAUACGAAUGCGAACGCGAACGCGAACAAGAUCCCCGGGACGGGUACGGGUACGGGCACAGGCACAGGCACAGGCACAGGCAGUCUGAUCCUCCGCCCCAGUACGGAAACCUGUAUAUGUCAUCAUUCGAAUCGGAAGUCACUGUUGUCAUCGUCGUCGUCGUUGGGUGGGAAAAAUGCCGCUACUGCCGCCACUGCCCUGACUGGUUUCUCUGCGGGAGCUGCUGCUGCUGCCGCUGCUGCAGAUACAUCCGCCUCCCGCCCCCAACGCACUUCCAAAAAGGUCAAUCACUACCUCCACGACCUCGGCUUCCUGGCCUCCCUCGCCCAGCUCGUCGGCGCCACCAUCUUCUGGAUCGCGGGCUUCACCGGCCUCCCCGGCAUCAUCGGGCAUAUGAGCCUCCCCCUGACGGACGGGGUGUACUGGGUACCCCAGGUCGUGGGCGGGGUGUGCUUCGUCGUCAGCGGCGGGCUGUUCACGCUCGAGACGCAGGAGCGGUGGGAUCGGCCCGCGUGGCGGGUGCUGGGGUGGCAUAUCGGGGUCUGGAAUCUGGUGGGCGGGGUCGGGUUCACCCUGUGCGGCGUGUUCGGGCUGGUGGGGAUGCAGUAUCAGGCGUGUCUGGCGACCUUCUGGGGGUCGUGGGCAUUUCUCUGGGCGUCAGGGUUGCAGUGGUAUGAGAGUUUGGAGAAGUGGCCGGUGGAAAUGGAGAAACACCACCACCAUCAUAACCAUCACGUGUGA
Aspergillus aculeatus ATCC 16872 is the source of this 1629-nucleotide messenger RNA. RefSeq lists its product as uncharacterized. Lineage: Eukaryota; Fungi; Ascomycota; Eurotiomycetes; Eurotiales; Aspergillaceae. The record is from RefSeq and is a predicted model, not a curated record. The transcript has a single exon. Bases 1 to 1629 code for a protein of 542 amino acids.